UAGCGACAACUCGUUUCGUUAGAUUUCAUCAUCUCGCGUACAUUCGGUGGCGUUUCCGAACCAAUUAUAGCAUAAUCCGACAGCCCAUGCGGCUAAAGGCUUACAUCAGAAACCAGGCUCUCAUUUUGUACAACUCCGAAUAUGAACAUAGAAGCCAUACUACUUGCCAAAGACUCCUUCCCCGAGAAACGUCCCGACAACAAAGUCAGUAGGCUUUUAGAAACGCUUAUAGACGACGACCAACUUCUACAAAUCUGCCCAAAGCUGUCGUUAUUCGCAUACGAGGACGGUUUCGAGGUCGUUGGAGAGGAAUGUGGUCUGGAUCCUCCGAUUACGCUUUGCAAGCCCUGCAAGGAAUUGAUGCAAAACCCCCCUCCCAUUUGGGAUAAUGACGGAAAACGACCUCAAUCAUGGGUUCCAUUCCACAAGAACAUUUCUCAACUUGGGGACUGCUGUAAUAGCUCGCAAGGGACUUGUCGAAUAUGCUGUAUGAUUUGGAAUAGGGCUUGUAUUCUCUUGCGUGAGAUCAUAUAUCCGUCGUUCUCUCAUCUCAAUAGAAUACACCGUUCUAAGUCGAUUGCGCGAUAUAUGGAUUGGGUCGGAAAUCCGUUGACAGUUGGUCUGCAAGCAUGGGCUAGUCGAUCCGUUAUAUUCCGUGUCAAUUUGGGUAUCCUCGAAACAGAUAUCGAGCCUCAAGUUCACAUAUGCAGACUUGAUUCCUUUAAGAAAGAACCAAAAGACGGAAUAGUCUACGGCGACAACCCCAACUUCAGCCUAUCCAAAUCCACAGGCUCUCCGGCGACACUUUCACAAAUUAAGCAGUGGCUAGACUCUUGCAAAGACAACCAUUCCUUCUGCAGAACCCCAUUAUCGAAGAACGGACGUCCGACAAGACUGAUCAAGAUCCAAGACGGCGGGACAACAUUUAGCCUGAAAGACGACUUACAGGACGACGUGGAAUACGUAGCUAUCAGCUACCGAUGGGGCUCCAACAAGAAAAUAUACAAGCUCGAAAAACCCACCCUUCAAUCGAUGAAAGAUAAAAACCCCAUACUCCUGCUCCCAAAAACACUUCGUGAGGUAUGCGACGUCGCUUUCAAGCUAGGCUUCGAAUACGUCUGGAUCGACAGACUAUGCAUCAUCCAAGACUCAGAAGAAGACUGGCAACGAGAGGCAUCGAAAAUGGGCAUGGUAUACUCCGUAGCCACACUCACCAUCGCCACAAGCUGUGCCCCAAACGAAGACACGGGGUGCUUCCGAGAUCGGAAACCCGCUUGCAUCACGCCACUAUUCUUAACAUCAUGCCCAUUCUCCGAAUCCCGCAACAUCGCAAUCUACAGCGAGGGAUCCGGCGAAGACUGGCGGAGGAUCCGACACGGGUAUCUCAAAGAACGGGGGUGGACCCUGCAGGAAUGGCUUCUGUCGACCCGCGUCGUCCAUUUCUCCAGGAAGCAGGUGUAUUGGGAAUGCAGACAGAGCGACGCCAGCGAAGCCUGGCCGUCCGAUCUGAAACCCAACGCGAUCCGGCCCUCGGCAAAACCGCCUUUCGUGCUAUCGGAGAACAGGCAAUGGUCCGCGCAGGAGAACUGGGGGAGGAUCGUGGAGGAUUACUCCGGGCGGAAGUUUAGUUUCGACAAGGACAUGUUUCCUGCGAUAUCGGGGCUGGCGCGUGUUAUGGAGGAACUCGCUGACGGCCAGCUGGGGCAAUAUCUCGCGGGGCUAUGGGGUGCUAAUUUCAUACAAUGGCUUUGUUGGAGUACCGCGUGGAAAGUGCCCGUGAGCCUGCCCACGGAGUAUGUCGCCCCGUCGUGGUCUUGGGCAAGUCUACGUGCCGAAGUCCGCUUCGCCCCGUUCGAUAAUAUCGAUGUGGUUAAAUCCCCUGAAUUGCAUGGCAGGGUUAUGUUUGAACCAGAGGAAUACCUGGCUGAGUUGAAAGACGGGAGUCUAACUCGCGUUUCUACUAUCGAUUCUUAUGCCGCGAUACGGGAUGGGUGGAUUGUGUUGUCCGGUCACAUGAAGCGAGUUUGGGUUGGUACCCCUAUAUCUAACGAUAAUCCUCGCUGGGGGGUUAUACCCCACUCAGAGACUCCGAACCUCGAUGAUCUAAAUUCGGGGAAUUUGGACUCAGAGGACAAAUUACUACCAUUUCGCGGCGAGAACGCCGGGAUAGUCUUCGCGAAAUCAGAUUUCGUAACUUGGACAUCCAUUUCGCCCUUAACACCAAUCUACUGCCUACCAUUAGUCAAGGUCAGAGUUAGGGCCUAUAAAAGAACGGAGAUCCAUUGUCUCCUCUUAAUACCCUGUGCUUCACAGGAGCAUAACAGGACACUACCAGCGAGAUCAACUCCAUACGCUUCGAACGAAUUCGAAAGGGUGGGAAUAACAAUGAUAAAGAUGCGUGAUGACUGUUGGGAUGGCUAUCAGAAAUGGAUUUCGCGGAGUCCGAGAGAAGAAAUCGUCAUUCGAUGAACCAACACCAUCAACCCUUCAACCACAUCACUUACGCACCACAAACAACACACCACACAAACCCCAAUCAGAGAAACAAACAUCACCAAAAAUCGCCGAUAUCAAAUUACCUAACCCUAAGCAAGCUAGACAGCAACUCUCGUACCAUUCCGAAGUGAUGCGUAGCAAUUUUGUACAGUACCUAGGUAUAGAAAUCAACCUCCUACUGAACCACGUUGCCUGCCUGCUUACUAACUCACAUAA
Molecule: messenger RNA, 2712 nt
Organism: Annulohypoxylon maeteangense
Lineage: Eukaryota; Fungi; Ascomycota; Sordariomycetes; Xylariales; Hypoxylaceae
Product: heterokaryon incompatibility protein-domain-containing protein
Exons: 2
Coding region: 142-2469 (775 amino acids)
Source: RefSeq, a predicted model, not a curated record